GUUUCUGUGUCUUUUUGUUCUACAAAUCAUACGAAACGCGUUACGGCGACUCUCCUGUGUUGACGUCUCUCCUCCUUCUUCCCGUCUCUUGCAGCUGUCGGGAGGCUGCGAGCUCACCACGGUCCUCCAGGAUUUCGUCGCCAUCCACAGCAAUGAGCUGAGCAUCCAGGUGGGUCAGACGGUGGAGCUGCUGGAGAAGCCGAGCGACCGUCCCGGAUGGUGUUUGGUGAGGACGACGGACCGGAGCCCCCCCCAGGAAGGCCUGGUGCCCAGCAGCGCCCUGUGCAUCUCCCACUCCCGGAGCAGCGUGGAGAUGGAGUGCUUCUUCCCGUCAGGAAAAGAUGCUUUUUCCGUCUCGGGAGAAAAUGGCGGCAAGACGGACUCGGUGGCCAACCUGCAGCCGCACUCCUCUCUGAACUCCAUCUCCAGCUCGCCGGGGCCCAAACGCUCCACCAACACGCUGAAGAAAUGGCUGACGAGCCCCGUGAGGCGGCUGAACAGCGGCAAGGCCGAGAGCAACAUCAAGAAGCAGAAGAAGAGGGAGGGGCGCAACCUGGGCUCCCCGCGGGCGAGCGACGACACCACCCCGCAGGGCGACAGCGCCGAUGAGAAGGGCAAGAAAGGAUGGGACGAGGAGGCGGACGACGACUCGCACACUCCCCUACCGCCACCCAUGAAGAUCUUUGACAACGAGCCGGCGCCAGACGACAAGCCCUCCUUACUUGUGGCCCGUCAGAGCUCGGCCGAGGUCCCCAGUGCGGCCGAACUGGUCAGUGCAAUAGAGAACCUGGUCAGGAACAAAAUGUCCCUAGAUGGCGGCUCAUACUCGGUAACGGACGGGUAUUCUAAUGAAGGGAUGAUGCCGAUGCCAUCACCUGUACCGAGGAACCACGAGGAGGAACAGAAGGCUAAAGCUCUCCGAGGGAGAAUGUUUGUCCUGAACGAGUUGGUGCAGACUGAGAAGGACUAUGUGAAGGACCUGGGGGUGGUGGUGGAGGGCUUUAUCCAAAGGAUAGAGGAGAAAGGGACACCAGAGGACAUGAACGGGAAGGAGAAGAUCGUGUUCGGCAACAUUCACCAGAUCUACGACUGGCAUAAAGACUUUUUCAUGGCAGAAUUGGAGCAAUGCCUGAAGGACCCGGACCGCCUGGCGCCGCUCUUCAUUAAACAGGAGAGGAAGCUGCUCAUGUACGUCGUGUAUUGCCAAAACAAACCUCGCUCGGAAUAUGUGGUCGCAGAAUUCGACUCUUAUUUUGAGGAGGUGAAGCAGGAGAUCAACCAGAGAUUCAAUAUCAGCGAUUUCCUUAUUAAACCCAUACAGAGGAUAACCAAGUACCAGCUGCUGCUAAAGGAUUUCUUCAAGUACAGUCAGAAGGCCGGUCUGGAAUGCUCUGAGAUUGAGAAAUCCGUGGACUUAAUGUGCCUUGUACCCAAACGCUGCAACGACAUGAUGAACUUGGGGCGACUUCAGGGAUUCGAGGGAAAGCUGACGGCUCAGGGGAAGUUGCUUCAGCAGGACACGUUCUUUGUGAUCGAGCAGGAAUCUGGACUCCAGUCCCGGCCGAAAGAAAGGAGAGUUUUCCUGUUUGAACAGAUCGUCAUCUUCAGUGAACUCCUCCGGAGGGGAUCGUCCAACCCCGGCUACAUGUUUAAGAAAGGAAUCAAGAUGAAUUACCUCGUCCUGGAGGAAAACAUCGACAACGACCCCUCUAAGUUCGCCCUGAGGAGCCGAGAGUCCACGGAACGCGUCAUUCUCCAGGCUGCCAACCCUGAGAUCAAACAGGCCUGGGUGCAGAACAUUGGUCAAGUGUUGGAGACCCAGCGAGACUUUGUGAACGCUCUGCAAUCGCCAAUAGAAUAUCAGCGGAAGGAGAGCAACGCAGCGAUGAACAAACCCCAGUUAAGCCGGGCGCCGACUCCCAGCAGCAGACCCGUCUCCACGACACCCAUCAGCGCCGAGAAAUGUGUCAACCUCCCGCGAAACCAAUCUCUACCGCAACGGAAAACACCUACCUCCAAUGGCAGCCCAGGGUAUGAUCUCUACCAGCUGCCUGACAAGUACGACUCCACCCAGGUAAUCUAUCAGAUUCAGCUGGCCUUUCACAGGGCUUCUGAGAUCACGACUGCGGGGAUCCGGUGCAACCAGGGCCGGAUUUCCCACAAGGCCACCGAGGGCCAGCUUCGGGGCAUCAGGGAUGCUGUUAAUCAUGUGAUCACAGCGGCUCAGCGAAUCAGAGGCUUAAUAACAUGUGACUUUACAGCGGCUGCGGAAACUAUAAGUCCCAGCAGGUCAAGCGGCACGCUGGGUUCCGUAGUUCCGCACCCGCUGGAGGGCCACUUUGUGUCUGAGCUGGGGGGUGCUGUAAUGGGCACUGACAGCAUCCCUCCAGACAAUCUACAGGGUGCUGUAAUGGGCACUGACAGCAUCCCUCCAGACAAUCUACAGGGUGCUGUAAUGGGCACUGACAGCAUCCCUCCAGACAAUCUACAGGGUGCUGUAAUGGGCACUGACAGCAUCCCUCCAGACAAUCUACAGGGUGCUGUAAUGGGCACUGACAGCAUCCCUCCAGACAAUCUACUGGGUGCUGUAAUGGGCACUGACAGCAUCCCUCCAGACAAUCUACAGGGUGCUGUAAUGGGCACGGACAGCAUCCCUCCAGAUCUGUAUAUUGCAGGGGGUAGCCAAACCUCCGCCCUCUCGCCAUUCCAUGAGGCCGCAUGUUUCUGCCGUUUUGAUUGGUGCGUUUUUUGGUACAACAGGAAGUCAUGCUCUUGGCACACUCUCCGCAUGAGGAAACGGGACGGCAAGGAGCCCAACGGCCAGUGUAAAAGCGUGGAGGGUCUGGGCAGCAAGGUGAAAGUGAGUAAGGAUCACAACAGUUCCGAGGAAUCAGAAUGUGAUGACUUUGACCCCGGAGCCAGCAUGGAGAUCAUGAAUCCCAAUUUCAUCCAGGAGGUGGCCCCGGAGUUCCUCCUGACUCUGGUAGACAUCAUAUGUGUUGUCGGUGACACGGUGACCCUACACUGCAAGGUCUGCGGCCGACCGAAACCGCUCAUCACGUGGAAGGGGCCGGAUCAGAACAUUCUGGAUGGUGACAGCAGCACUUACAUCAUGACGGCCAGCGAGUCCGGCGACAUUCGUCUGAAGAUCUGUAAUCUGAUGCCCCAGGACAGCGGGAUCUACACCUGUGUGGCGACCAAUGAGCUGGGCUGCACCUCCACCUCCGCCACCAUCAAAGUACAAGGUACCCGGGAGGACCAGGGGCAAGGGGGCAACUUAGCACAGAUGAUUCCGGGGAACUGCACCAUCUCGGGAUACACCGUGGAGUACAAGGACGAAGGUACGGACUCUGUGCAUAUUCCCAUACUGAUCUGGCAGCAGUCGGUGGCCUGUACACUGGAUACUUACCUUGUGCUGGAGGACCUGAGGCCCGGAGGAACUUACCAGUUCAGAGUCAGCGCCAGCAACCCCUGGGGCAUCAGCCUGCCCAGCGAAGCGUCAGAACCACUGCGGCUGCCUGAGAACGAUGCCAAUACUGACGGCUCCACCAUAUGCUGGAAGGAGAACUUUGACCAGAUGUACGUGGAGCAGCAGGAGAUCGGACGUGGACGCUUGUGCUUGGUGAAGAAGUGUGUGCAGAAGAACACGCGGAAGGACGUUGCCGUGAAAUUCGUCACCAAGAAGCUGAAGAAGCGCGAACAGGCGUCUCACGAGGCAGCGCUGCUCCAACACCUGCAGCACCCGCAGUACCUCACCCUCCAUGACACCUACGAGUCGGCGAACUCCUAUAUCCUCGUCCUAGACAUGGUGGAUGACGGCCGCUUGCUGGAUUAUCUCAUGAAGCACGACGAGCUGAUGGAGGAGAAGGUGGCCUUCUACAUGCGGGACAUCCUGGGGGCCCUCCAGUAUCUGCACGGCUGCCGCGUCGCCCACUUAGACCUCAAGCCUGAGAACCUUCUGAUCGAUCUCCGUAUCCCGGUGCCGCGGGUGAAGAUCAUCGACCUGGAAGACGCCAUGCGGAUUACUGGUCACUAUUACAUCCACCAGCUCCUGGGGAGCGCGGAAUUCGCCGCUCCGGAGGUGAUCAAAGGCACGCCGGUUUCCCUGGCGACCGACAUCUGGAGCCUGGGCGUCCUGACGUACGUCAUGCUGAGCGGGGUGUCGCCUUUCCUGGACGAGAGCAGCGAGGAGACCUGUAUGAACAUCUGCCGGGUGGACUUCUCCUUCCCGCUGGAGUACUUCACCAGCGUCAGCCAAGCCGCCCAGGACUUCAUCCGGGCCGCGCUGCAAAUGGACGCCCGCUGGAGGCCCACCGUGGCCACCUGCCUGCUCCACCCCUGGCUCCAGCCUCACUAUAGCAAUUAUUCCAAAAUCCCCCUAGACACCACGCGACUGGCCACCUUCAUCGAGAGGCGGAGCCACCAGAACGACGCCCGGCCGCUGCCCAACGCCAAGAGCAUCAUUGCGAAACGCAACGCCAUGGGGACAUGAAGUCUUGGCGCUCUUUCCUGC
Molecule: messenger RNA, 4513 nt
Organism: Nanorana parkeri
Lineage: Eukaryota; Metazoa; Chordata; Amphibia; Anura; Dicroglossidae
Product: kalirin-like
Exons: 30
Biological process (GO): intracellular signal transduction; axon guidance; protein phosphorylation
Cellular component (GO): postsynaptic density; cytoplasm
Molecular function (GO): guanyl-nucleotide exchange factor activity; protein kinase activity; ATP binding
Source: RefSeq, a predicted model, not a curated record